GCUGUCAAAAAUAGCAAAGGAAAGCUAGCUUGGGUUAGCCGCCGAUGUGUCUAGUACUGACACAGUAAGGAAAUGGUCUUGUGAGAAGAAUAUACACUUGUGUCUUAUCAUGGUGUGUCCGGAGUAGUGGCUGUAUCUGUCGAUACAAAAGGAAAAUAAUUUCCGUCACCUUCUUCUGGUCCGGGCGCCGAAACAAGGUGUGAAUGACUGACGUGGUGCCUCCCACUGCUCUCAGCGAAGUCCAGCUCCGGCUCCUCUGCCACGAUGACAUAGAGAGCGUCAAGCUGCUCUGUGGCGAUUGGUUCCCAAUCGAGUAUCCAGACUCAUGGUAUCAGGACAUCACCUCCAACAAGAAGUUCUUCUCCCUGGCUGCCACCUUCAAAGGAGGCAUCGUGGGAAUGAUUGUGGCCGAGAUCAAAGGCCGGACCAAAGUACACAAAGAGGAUGGAGACAUCCUGGCUUCCAGUUUCCCCGUGGACACACAGGUAGCAUACAUCCUCAGCCUAGGAGUGGUCAAAGAGUUCAGGAAACAUGGCAUAGGCUCUCUACUGCUGGACAGUUUGAAGGAGCACAUCUCGACGACAGCCCAGGACCACUGCAAGGCCAUCUACCUGCAUGUGCUCACCACCAACAACACUGCCAUCCACUUCUAUGAGAACAGGGACUUCAGGCAGCACCACUACCUGCCCUACUACUAUUCCAUACGAGGAGUCCUCAAAGACGGAUUCACAUACGUGCUCUACAUCAACGGGGGCCAUCCACCCUGGACAAUAUUUGACUAUAUCCAGCACAUCGGCUCAGCCCUGGCCAGCCUGAGCCCCUGCUCCAUCCCACAGAGGCUUUACCGGCAGGCCCAGAGCCUCCUGCGCUCCUUGCUGCCCUGGUCCAACAUCGCCUCCAAGACUGGCAUACAGUACAGCAGAACAAUGUGACACAGCAUGGAAUGCGGUCUUACGUUUCUCAUCAGUCUUCCCCUGUUUGCACCAGGAUAUACAUUCACACUCUGUUUCACACACAUGCAUACACUGGGAGGCCGACAGAGACUAAAGGUUCGAGCCCUGCCUAGCUUCCUGUCUACCCGGCACCUGUCCACCACUGUCACAGAGACUAUGUAUACUGUAUGUAUAUUACAUAUAAUAAGCUAAUAUAUAAAUUUCUUCAUAUGUAUGUAUAUUCUAUGCUGUUAGUAGGUCUAGUUGGACUUAACCCCCCCUCCCUCCCCUCUACAGGCCUUCUCAGUGUAUAGACUGAAUCGUCUAGACUGAAUCCAGGGUUGGAGUCACUUCCCGUUUGUAAAAUAGCGCCUCAAGAACAAGCUAAUUAAAAUUGGAUUUAGAAUUGAGUAGUUUUAGUUGCGCAGUAUGGUAGAAUAAAGCUAAAUAUACGCAGUAAACUGGAUGGGCAAUACAUUCAGUAGCAAACAGGGAUUUGCAAAUGAAGAGAAAUCAGAAUGAAUUAAAUUACCAAAUGCUGUAAAUUUGCAAGAAACUGUGUUGGUGACAUCACAGAAUGUCACACAUACACAGUACAAAGACAGGUAAAAACAGGAUUUCACCUACUGUGCAGUUUUUUUGAUAUAUAUAUAUAUAUAAAGUAAUACAGAAAAUUAUAACCAAGACUUCUUAGGAAAAUGGCUUUUCUACAUUGCAUCAAAAUGUUGCCCAUGUAUUAUUCAUACAAGAAUAACAGGAAGAAGCUGCAAAGUCCUGUUUGUAGAGGGAUUGAUGAUAGCUGGCUCCAGCCCUGGCUGUCUGCUUCGUGGCUGUAAUAUUGCUGCUAAUGUGGCGAAAUAUCUGUUUGUUCGUCCAGAUUUUUAAAUAUGGCCCAGAUUAGAUUUUUAGGUCUGACAGUUUAUAAUAGAGGAGACUUAAGAAGAAGGUAGUAAUCCUACCAACACGAGAGUCAUACUCCUUGUAUGUGCGUGUGUGUGUGUGUGUGUGUGUGUGUGUGUGUGUGUGUGUGUGUGUGUGUGUGUGUGUGUGUGUGUGUGUGCAUGUGCACGCACGUGCACAGGAUCCAUAAUUAGUACCUGCCAAGUACUCACAUGCCGGUAAAAGUAGUGUUUGGCAGAUAAAUGACUGAGGAUCAUCUGCCACAUUGGCUGGUUACUUUUCUAUAUAAUAACAUUUAAAUGCUGGUUAUCUCGAGUUUUGUCCCACCACUAGAAAUGCAGGCUACAUACAGAUUUGAUUUAUUGUAAAAGUGAAUAAGGUUUAAAUUAUUAAAGUACUGAAAUAUUUUCUUGAGAUAGCACUGACCCCAAUUUGGGCAACAUAAAAAAUGCACAUCACUUACUUGGCUGGUAAAAAAUGAGUCUUGUUUUGUUUACCAGCCCUUGCCAGGUGAGCCAGAAAGUUAAUUUCCGACACUACAUAUGCACUGAACUCUCAUAUUUGUGCACGCUGAUGUGGUGUGUGUGCGUUCUUUCGUUCGAAUGAAUGUACGAAAAGAGUUGCUCAGCCUAGCUGCCCCACCUUUUUUUUUUUUUUUUUUUUACUUUAUACACAAACCCAAGCCUUGUUUUCCAUUCACAGCAUGCCAUGGUGUCACUUGUCACUUCUUCAGUGUAUUUCAACAAGGUUUCCGUUGUGUCCUUACCACCUAAAACCUCAAGGUGCCACACAAGGCGCCCGCAUAGCACGAGUGUCCUGACGAAGCAGUGCUUCUCCAAAACACACAUUUAAGGAAUUGAAAAACAUACUUGAGUUUCCCAUUCAGACUCUGUAAUGUUGAGUACACAUGCAAUAGCUUUGCAGGGUCAUAGGGAUCAUUAAAGGAACAUUUACUCAAAAAAUACAAAAAGAUAUAUUCCCUACUUACCCCUCAUAAAGUCUAUCCAUCCAGAUACUUGCUCUGUGAUUUUGUGACGUUUCCUCUCUACGAUGAUCAUCCCUGUCUUCCCCUAAUAAGUACAAAUUAGAAGUGGAUAGAUACAGUUUGCCAGUGUUCUUCAACAUAAAAUAGUUCCCUUGAGGGCUGUAGAUUAUUCCAAAUAUUCAUGUCAAUAUUUUUGGAAAGAGCUGUUGCCCUGCCAGCCUUUUCGUGCUUUAGUAAUGGAGGACUGGAAACCUCACCAAAUCACACAGAACCUAUCAGGAUGGACAGAUUGCACAAGGGGCAAGUGGGAUUUUUUUCUACUUUGUUGUAUUUUGAAAUGUUCCUGUAAGCAUUUUCUGUACAUGUUGAAAAUGCUAAAAGGUGUUACGGGAAAGAAAAAAAAAAAAAGUUGAAAUUUGAGAUCGGGUUUUUGCAGGACAUUGACUGUGAACAGAAUCGUGUGCUUUCUUUUUGUCUUAAGGAACUGAGACAGACUUCCAGCCGUAGUAAAAUAGCUUCUGAAAAGGAAAAGGGGCGGUGUGGUGAAGCCUAGUUGUAAUGAAUGUAGUACUGAUACAAACAGGUCCAUCCACAGAUCCCAUUGGGUUUGUGUAGUACGUUCUUGUUCUGUUAUUAUUCUGCCUAUCUGUGUCUUAUCGGGCUGUGCACAAAGCUUUCGAGCAGGGUUAGGUUCUCAAUAUUGUACAUUUAACUAUUAUUUAUCUGACACUCUUGUCCUGGGUGACAGAGAAGUAGCGUGUAAGGGGGGUCAGUUUCUUGUUGGAGAGUAAUUUGAUACAGGUAUUGAACCUGUGUCCUUUUUGUAAUGGUAAUGUCACUCAUCAAAUAUAAGCCAGUCAUGUAUAAAUCAGUCCAAUGUUUAGCUUCUCUGGGGAUUGGCAGACACCACCAGACUCUUUAUCCCCUGUUUUUAAAAUGUUAGUAUUUACAAACAGGCAAAAUUACCCAAAAGUGGAAGUGCAAAAUGAAAACGAAUGUAUUUACUUUGUGGUAUAUCCUACACUUUUGUAGAUUUGGCAGAUAGAGAAGAUUUUUAUACUGAAUAUAAAUAAAUAUGUGGCACUGAGUGUGGUUCCUCAAGACCGCCAGUAUUGGUGGUUGAGAAUUUAUAAACUCCUAUAAGGGUUAUGCACACUAAAAAAUGUUCCACCAUGCUUUGAGGAACCGGUUGAUCUACCAAAUCGGCAAAAACUAAAACAAAAAUGGAAAUCUAAACUAAAUUAGUGUCAUAUUUUGUACCAGAGCCAAAUUGGCUAGAAUUACACAUUAGGAUAAAAAUGCAAUUGUGUGCUUUUACGAGCUGUUUUUCAGCAACGAAAAGCUCAGAACGGGUUGACAUAGGUAAUUUAUUUUUCCCCGCUAAUGCAGUUUCAAAAGGCCAAGAGAAACAUAUUAUAUUUGGUGGCCCGCUGCAGCAGCCAUUGGCAAAGUCUCCUCCCUGCAGCUAUCCAGCAUUAGUGCCACAGAUUUUUCUUAAUAUUUCCACUGUAGGAAGGAGCGACAAUUCAGAAAAUAUGUAAAAUAGAGCUUGUAUGAUGGCUACAUCUGUACGGUCACAGGCGAUUGCAGCCCAAAACAAACAGGGAUGUAGGUAGUGUAAAUAAGGCAGAUAUUAGAUUAUACUGUGUGUACUCAUUUAUGUCAGUGGGAGAACUGAAUAGUUGGGUUUUAAAGCUAAUGUUUUUAAUUUUACCUUCUCUGGUUUAAUAUCUGUUUCUUUUAAUUAUGUCUGUUUUUCCAAAAGGCCUGCUCUUUUUUUCUUCUUAAUUACAUUGGAGCAGGAACAUUACUUUGUACUGUAUGUUGAAGGUGUCUUUUCACAAUACUAUCCAAAACGUUGUCAUAUGUUUUGACUUUAAUUGUAAGGGAAUGCUUGUUUUAAGAUGAAUGAUUUGUACACUCCGCUGCAGACAAUUCAAGAUUUUAUUCCAGUUAAAUUUGCUUUGAUUUUUUUCCAAUAUAAAGUUCAUCUUAAUAACACAAAGAGGAUUUAGUUGUGGACAGCAAGCAGUUACAUUAAUGCAUCUUUACUACUUGAUAAUAAGGAUCCAAGCUCAUCAUUGACGCAUUUUCUACUGUUAGUGGCUCCUAGAUCUCAACGUAGAAUUAGGUUGACCACAGCAUGGAUUCUUUUACUAACCUGCAAUGCUUUAAUCUUCAAAAGCACAGUGUCUUAACGAGAGAUCAGAAUGCAAAACGUGCCGUGGGUGUAAAAUCUGUUGGUUUGAUAAGAGCAGCGGUGUGUUUGAGUCCCAUUGCCGUACGACUGAAACUGUCCUUGGGGCUCAGGGUUGGAACAGUUUAAAAAAGGAUUGUGAGACGGAGAUGUGAUGAUUAUUCCUGUUCUAUGCUCUGCAUGUUCUGAGCCAGUAAUAUUUACAACCAUAUAUAUGAAAAGUGAAGAUUACAGCAGGAGACCCUUUGAGAGGGAAUGAAAGCACGUGUCUCAAAUAAUUGAAUUCAUUCCCCAGUGUUAACUAUAAAUUGAAAGAACCAUUAGGAUCAUUUCUUACCCUCCACCUUAUUAAAUUUGAACAGAUUGAAAUGUCUCUGGGUGUCACAUUGUGCAAAAGAAACUUCAGCAUUUUAUGUCUUCUUUAUGGGAUGUGUUAAUUCUGUUAAUAGUGUCAUGAUGGUAAUGAUUGCAGCAAAUUAAACUCGUAAUUCCCAGUUAUUGCAAAAUGUGAUUUUGUAACUGGGUAAUUUCUGUAAUCACAAUGAAUACUUGAACCCACGUGAUGCUGAUAAGCCAAAAACAUGUACAGAGGUAAUAGUGAACAAAUAUCCAGGUCCCAUUCCAACUAACUCAGAUAAAAUAAUAGUAAUAAUGAUAAAAAAAAAAAAAAAAAGUUAUGACGCCCUCUGCUGAC
This is a messenger RNA of Myripristis murdjan (pinecone soldierfish), 5708 nucleotides long. RefSeq names its product N-alpha-acetyltransferase 60, NatF catalytic subunit (gene naa60). The transcript has 7 exons. Gene Ontology annotation, biological process: N-terminal peptidyl-methionine acetylation. Gene Ontology annotation, molecular function: histone acetyltransferase activity; protein-N-terminal amino-acid acetyltransferase activity. The record is from RefSeq and is a predicted model, not a curated record. The coding region runs from base 204 to 932 and encodes 242 amino acids. Lineage: Eukaryota; Metazoa; Chordata; Actinopteri; Holocentriformes; Holocentridae. Gene Ontology annotation, cellular component: Golgi membrane.